Messenger RNA from Fukomys damarensis (Damara mole-rat), 1445 nucleotides. RefSeq names its product H1.2 linker histone, cluster member (gene H1-2). Gene Ontology annotation, biological process: chromosome condensation; negative regulation of DNA recombination; nucleosome assembly. The coding region runs from base 35 to 676 and encodes 213 amino acids. Gene Ontology annotation, molecular function: structural constituent of chromatin; double-stranded DNA binding; nucleosomal DNA binding. NCBI's taxonomy places the organism in Eukaryota, Metazoa, Chordata, Mammalia, Rodentia, Bathyergidae. The transcript has a single exon. The record is from RefSeq and is a predicted model, not a curated record. Gene Ontology annotation, cellular component: nucleosome; nucleus.
GCGCCGCCCCGGCACCGCGUCCUCGAACCUCACGAUGUCCGAGAUCGCUCCAACUGUUGCGCCUACCUCCGCGCCCCCGGUGGAGAAGGCCCCCGCUAAGAAAAAGGCUGCUAGAAAGCCUGCGGCGGCUCGUCGCAAAACGACCGGUCCCCCGGUGUCCGAGCUGAUCACCAAGGCCGUGGCCGCCUCAAAGGAGCGCAGCGGGGUGUCGCUGGCCGCGCUCAAGAAAGCGCUUGCUGCCGCCGGUUACGACGUGGAGAAGAACAACAGCCGCAUCAAGUUAGGUCUCAAAAGUCUGGUGAGCAAAGGCACCUUGGUGCAGACCAAGGGAACCGGCGCUUCCGGCUCUUUCAAGCUCAACAAGAAGGCGGCUUCUGGGGAGGCCAAGCCCAAGGCCAAGAAGGCGGGCGCGGCCAAGUCCAAGAAGCCCGCGGGGGCCGCAAAGAAGCCCAAGAAGGCUGCGGGCGCGGCCGCCCCCAAGAAGAGUGCCAAGAAGACCCCCAAGAAGGCGAAGAAGCCCGCCGCGGCUGCUGCUACCAAGAAGGUGGCCAAGAGCCCCAAGAAGGUUAAGGUUGGCAAACCCAAGAAGGUCAAGAGCACGUCCAAGGCUAUGAAGCCCAAAGCUGCCAAGCCUAAGGUUGUCAAGCCUAAAAAGGCCGCGCCUAAAAAGAAGUAGGCUGCUUGCUUGUUCGGCCGCUUCUCCAACCCCAAAGGCUCUUUUCAGAGCCACCACUGAUCUCGGGAUAAAGCGCUGACACUUGUUUACUCCUUGCUCUGCUGAGGCGUGUCUGCCGGCUCGGUGGGCUGAUCCCCGCUUUCCCGUCCCUCAGCCUUGUUGGCGCGCUCCCCAGCUUCCCGUACAGAGACCGAAAUUUUCUCCCGUGGUUGACUUGGGAUUGCAGCCAACCCCGCCCCACGCUGAACUGCGGGAACCAGUUAUGUCGUCUGGAUUGAACCAAGGGGGAUUCGAAAAAGUUCCGCUCUGAGCCUGGGUUGGCCCUCGUGUGCGCGUUAUCACUGGGGUCCCUGUAUGGAAGCCAAGAGUGGGCUGUUGCAGCAGUCAGACGUGCAGCAAAGUACUCAGAACUGGCUCCGCCGACCUUGUGAGGACGGUGAGAAUGGGCAGCUACACCCUGCGUCUUUGCCCGGGAGGGGGCGAGUUAAAUGUUGCCCCGGUUUGUGGGGGGGUGGGGGUGGGGGUGCGUCAGGGGUUUUCCUUGUCCGGAGUCGGGUCCCGAGAUAGGAACUGGGCGCCGCGAACGGAGUUUCCUUCACUUAAUUACUUUUAAGGGGGGCACGAUCGUUGGUCUUCCCUUUAAAUUUAGUCUUAAAACUUUGAUGUUUUAAAAUGCUUAUUUGUGCAUCUAAACAUUUCUAUGCAAAGCAGAACAGUUAACUGCGUAGACUCGAUGCCUGUUUCCAAUAAAAGGCUUUAGUUUUCCUUA